Salpingoeca rosetta is the source of this 1355-nucleotide messenger RNA. RefSeq names its product calcineurin B. The record is from RefSeq and is a predicted model, not a curated record. Gene Ontology annotation, molecular function: calcium-dependent protein serine/threonine phosphatase regulator activity; calcium ion binding. The transcript has 9 exons. The coding region runs from base 242 to 763 and encodes 173 amino acids. NCBI's taxonomy places the organism in Eukaryota, Choanoflagellata, Craspedida, Salpingoecidae.
UCGCCAUCGCCAACGACGAAAACCGACAACGACACACACACGACCACCCUCCCCCAUCUUGAUCUUGUUGAUCCUGUCUGUAGUGUUCUUGUUCUGCGGCCUGUGCUCGCUGUUGUGUUCACGUGACGAGGAAGGAACGACAAAGCCGACCGAAGAGAGAAGCACAUUUGCUGUCAAUUGAGAGCUGUAGAGCUGAUACAUACCACGCGCGCACGACCUUGUUGAUCGAAACGCUUCAAUCAUGGGUGCCCAACAGUCCAUCCCAAACCUCGCCGCUCUUGAGAGCGAAAGCAACUUCACCGAGGAAGAGAUCAAGCGCCUUGGCCGCCGCUUCCGCAAGCUCGACACCGAUGGCUCCGGUACCCUCUCCGUGACAGAGUUCAUGGCCAUUCCCGAGCUUCAGCAGAACCCGCUGGUGGAGCGCGUGCUGGCCAUCUUCGAUGACAACAACGACGGCGAAAUCGACUUUGAAGAGUUCAUCAAGGGCAUCUCGCUGUUCAGCGUGCAGGGCGACAGGGAGAAGAAGCUGCGAUUUGCGUUCCAGAUUUAUGAUGUUGACUGCGACGGGUACAUCUCCAACGGCGAGCUGUUCCAGGUCCUCAAGCUCAUGGUCGGCAACAACCUCAAGGACUCCCAGCUGCAGCAGAUUGUUGACAAGACGAUCAUCUAUGCGGACAAGGACGGCGACGGCCGCGUAUCCUUUGAGGAAUUCUGCGCAGUCGUUGGGCAGUCUGAUGUGCGAUUGGAGCUGCCAACCAUCUAACCUCCCCAACACGUCAUCAUCACCAUCAUCAUCAUCAUCGUCACCGUUGUACCACUGCCCGCCCUUUACUGCCGUUCGCUUGGUUUCUGUGCUUCUCCUCUUGUGUCCUCUCCAAAUUGCACGUGCAUGACUUUUGUUGUCUGUGUGUGUAUGCAACUUUCCACUUGUUUUGGCCAUAUGUAUGUGCACUGAUGCCAUGCGCUGUCAUGCGGUUUGAUGUUUUCAUGUGACAUGAUGUGACACCAUCCAUGUUAAUUCCUGUGUCCCGCCUUCAACGUCUGCUGUUGUCGGUGCAUGUGCGUGUGUGUGCGUGUGUGUGUGUGUGUGUGUGUGUGUGUGUGUGUGUGUGUGGUUGGCACCUGCUUUCCUCCUUUUGUCUUGCGUAUCUGUGCAUGCGCUUCUAUGUGCAUGUGUGUGUGUGUGUGCUGUGUGCAAUAGUUGUUGCCUGUGUUGGAUCUGGUUGUGCAAGAAGAGUUAUGUCCUCUGUUGUUUUCUGUGUUGGCUCGUGCGCGUGUGCAUACGUGCGUGCUGGCUGGCUGGUUGUUUCUUGCGCUUGUCAUACCGAAUAGAAGACAUUCCAAAGCGAAUAGAA